Messenger RNA from Prinia subflava (tawny-flanked prinia), 1370 nucleotides. It is a transcript of the gene LRRC23, whose product is annotated as leucine rich repeat containing 23. Gene Ontology annotation, molecular function: protein binding. Bases 52 to 1056 code for a protein of 334 amino acids. The transcript is spliced from 7 exons. Lineage: Eukaryota; Metazoa; Chordata; Aves; Passeriformes; Cisticolidae. The record is from RefSeq and is a predicted model, not a curated record.
CGGCCGGGCCGCAGCGAGCGGGAGGCGGCGAGCGCGGCCUGCCCCGGGAGCAUGGAGGACGAGGAGCCGGAGGAGGAGGAGGAGGAAAAAGAAGAGGGGGAGGAGAAGGAGGAGGAGGAUGAGGAGGAUGAGGGGAAGGAGAAGGAAAAGGAAGAAGAGGAGCCGGCUCCCUGUCCCCUGACGGAGGAAAUCCUCAAGGAGGGCCUCUCUCUCCUCAGUAAGACCGGCGACGGGCUGGCCCACGCCUACGUGAAGUUUGAAGCCAAAGACAAGGGCCUGACAGACAUCAGCCUCCUCGAACGCUUCGUUCACCUGCGGUAUGUGGAUUUGUCAAAGAACAAGCUGAAAGAUUUGGCCCCACUGAGCAGCCUAACCCAGCUGCUUUGGCUGAAGGUGGAUGAGAAUCUGCUCACCAGUGCCAGCAUGCAGGAGAUGCCCUACCUCCAAGUCAUCAGCUUUGAUGGCAACCAGAUCACGGAUUUGGAGGGCAUUACUCACCCACUCCUAGCCAACCUCAGCCUUAAAGAAAAUAAAAUCCAGACAGUGCUGGGGCUGAGUCAAGACCAGUUGUUCAGCCUGCAAGUCCUGGAGCUGCGAGGAAACCAGCUAAAGACCACAGCGGGACUCGGUGUUUCCAAGCUCAAGAAGCUCUAUCUGGCCAAGAACACCAUUUGCAGCCUUGAAGGCCUUGAGGAGUUUGAGCAGCUGGAGACUCUGCACCUGCGUGACAACAAGCUUGAGGCCCUGGAUGGCUUCUCUGAUAGCAUGAAGUGCCUGCAGUACCUCAAUCUACGGAGCAAUGGGAUCAAAAGCUUUCAGGAGGUGGAAAAGCUGCAGGUUCUCCCCAUGCUGCAGGCACUGGUGCUGAUGGACAAUCCGUGUGCUGAAGAACCCGAUUACCGGCUGCAGGUCCUGUCCCGGCUGUCUCAGCUGCAACGCCUCGACAAGGAAUUGGUUGAGGAAGAGGAGUGGGAAGAGGCGGAGAGACUCCGUCAGACAAGGAAGGAAAAAGAAAAGGAAGUGGAAGAAUCUCUUGAGGAUACAGUGGAUGAGUGACCCGUUUUUAACACCUGUUUCCAGAGGCUGUCAAGAUGUAGUGAUGCCUUUCCCCAUAUGUGAGGCUGGGAAAGUGAGAACUGUAGGUCCCAGCUUCACCUCAUUUUACCUCUGGAGAAAAGAGGAGUGCUACCGACCCUGGUCCUGGAAGCUGCCCUGAGGCACUGCAGUGUUUUUGCAGUCACUGCAUUACGUUCUAUUCUCAGUAGGCCUGAGAGGGGAAAGGGGAGUGUUACAGGUUCUGUGGUUCAAUUUGAUUCCCAAAAACCCUGCAAGAUUUUCUGAUUUGAAUAAAAAUAAUUAAUGAGCCUGGA